Molecule: messenger RNA, 222 nt
Organism: Phytophthora nicotianae INRA-310
Lineage: Eukaryota; Oomycota; Peronosporomycetes; Peronosporales; Peronosporaceae
Exons: 1
Coding region: 1-222 (73 amino acids)
Source: RefSeq, a predicted model, not a curated record
AUGACAACGUAUCCGCGCUUCAUCACGACUGAGCAACUCACCAACAUAUUCGCCAAUGAAACGCCCCACCUUGACAUCUUCAAGCGUGAUGAUGCCGACGCCUUUGCCUCCGCAGUCGACCACCGCGGUCACAAGUGUCGAUCCAAGCUGCAAUUGUCGAUUGGAGCAGUGCUCGCCGCACGGACACAACUCGACAACGCAUUCGAAUCGCAUUUGUCGUGA